Messenger RNA from Cyphellophora attinorum, 692 nucleotides. RefSeq lists its product as uncharacterized. The record is from RefSeq and is a predicted model, not a curated record. The annotation marks the transcript as partial. Lineage: Eukaryota; Fungi; Ascomycota; Eurotiomycetes; Chaetothyriales; Cyphellophoraceae. The transcript is spliced from 2 exons.
AUGUCAGUCCGGCGUCCGUCGGUCACGUUUGAUACAUCAUCAAGCCGUAAGAGAUCUCACGACCAGAUUACCCGCUCCUCAAGUUCUCCAGAAAGUGGUGGACCCGUAUCGAAGCGUCGGAGAGUGGUGACUACGUCUCCGCCACCGAAUCUAGUCAGAUACAGCCCGUACACUCCUACCCACCCAUACUCCCACGCCCGCGGAAGCCUCGAUCUCCGACGACCAGCCAUGUCCAGCGGAUCCGCGAAUGCGAUAGAUCUUACGGCAGACGACGACGAGAAUGACUUGGACUGGCAACCAAACCCAUUCGGAUAUGAUGUCGCAUAUGGGUCUUCAGGUGAAGACGAUCAUGACUUCCUCCAAGAUAUGCCUUCACCGCCGCGAGAGUACCUUUCUCCGGCUUCACUCCCGCCAGACCGCUCAAGAAGACCACCAACAAUGCCACCCUCAAGAUACGACGUCGAUGUGAUCGACCUCCUCUCCGAGGACGAGCAAGAGGACGACAACACCCAGCACAAUUCCCACCCAGCCAGACAACCAACAUCCUUACGCCGCAACCUCAGACCCUCUCCCCCGCCAGCUCUCCGCCGAAUCAGCUCAUCCAGCUCCGAAAUCGUCUUCCUCUCCGAACGCUCCAUCACCCCUCUCCCAGGCGCCGCCACAGCAGCACCAAGUCGCCUUCCACCGCGAAU